ACUGGAGAAAACAUUGAAAUGAAAUAAGUUGAAUUAAACACGUUCGUUUUUCUCGUAUCUAUGAUUAAAACUGAUUGUUUUUAGUUAGAAAAUUGUGUUACUAGGAUCCAAAAACUAACGCCAAUUAUGGCUAUCCAGGAAAGCUCAGCCAAAAAUUGAGAAGUACAAACAAACUCCUUACAUCUCCAAAACAGCGCACAGAAACAAAACAAGGUUUAAUUUUAUAGUCAAACAGUCCGAAUUUUUUAUCUCUAAUAUUGUACGCUUUAUUAACAAUUAUGCCCGAAGAACGUUGCGACAAAUGCUUCAAGGUGAUAGUUGACGACUUUCUGAGCUUCAAGGGCAGCAACUACCACACGGAGUGCUUCACAUGUAGCCACUGCCAACUGUCUCUGGAUGGGAAAAAGUUUGCAGUCCAGGAGAGUGGCAGAAUGCUGUGUGCCACGUGUCUGCAGAAUGCCUCUUUUACGUGCAACAUAUGCGACGAACCCAUUAUAGGGGGGAAGUACGUGGAGUACAGGACUUCCCACUAUCACGAGGACUGUUUCCUGUGUGCAAAGUGUCGCAAACAGAUAGGGCAGGGCAAAUUCUCAGUCACCGCCAACGGUUUCUUCUGCACACUCUGCAAAAAGCUGUGAACUAAAUUCAACUGAAAUCUUCAGUGCAAUUACUAACAAAUACACGAAUACAAUUUUGAACUCACUCACAAAAUUUAUGUACAUGAAAACUACGCUGCAUAGAAUAACACUUGCAUAUUUGCCCAGCUCAAGUUUGUGGUAUAAAUGUUUUAAUUCCACGUGAAUUCCGCCUUGUUGCUUUUUUCCCCUUCAAAUCUUUUUUGCUCUUUCUAGCAUUACCGCCUUCAGCCACAAAACUUUCUCCACCUGUGAACUCGCUUUUGAAAACUGACAAAUUUUCUGAAAAUUCAAAUGCGCUUCA
This is a messenger RNA of Symsagittifera roscoffensis, 939 nucleotides long. Its product is annotated as four and a half LIM domains protein 2-like. The coding region runs from base 279 to 638 and encodes 119 amino acids. Gene Ontology annotation, cellular component: nucleus; Z disc. Gene Ontology annotation, molecular function: transcription coregulator activity. The transcript has 3 exons. The record is from RefSeq and is a predicted model, not a curated record. Lineage: Eukaryota; Metazoa; Xenacoelomorpha; Acoela; Convolutidae.